AUGUUCUUCCAGACUUUCCUUCCAUUGAUCCUUGCCCCCUUGGUUGUGGCGAUACCGACGGGCCUUGACCGUCGUCAGUAUAUUUCUGCCAAUGACUUGACGGAUGGAAACUGCAAGGAUACGAUGUUCAUCUUUGCUCGAGGAUCCACUGAAUCUGGCAAUAUGGGCACCGUCGUUGGUCCGGAAGUCUGCGAUGACCUUAGCGUCCAGCUGGGAGGCGCAGUGGGCUGCCAAGGUAUUGGAGGUGCCUAUACGGCUGGUCUGUCAGAGAACUUUCUCCCCAAAAAUACUUCACCAGCCGCUAUCCAAGCUGCAGUGGAUGUGUUUAACGAAUGCAACACCAAAUGCCCCGAUGCAAAGAUUGUCGCAGGUGGCUACAGUCAGGGAUCCGCUGUUAUUGAUAACGCGAUCCAGCAGCUAUCCUCUGAAGUGGUCGCUAAGGUCAAGGGUGUGGUUUUGUUUGGAUUCACACGUAACUUGCAGGAUGGGGGCAGGAUUCCUGGAUACCCGGAGGAUCAGACGAAGGUAUACUGUGCUCUUGGUGACGAGGUCUGUGAUGGGACUCUUAUCAUCACUGCGGCCCACUUGACAUAUGGUGACGAUGCUAGCUCUGCCGCAACCUUCCUUGCCUCGAAGGUGAAGUGA
This is a messenger RNA of Penicillium odoratum, 645 nucleotides long. RefSeq lists its product as uncharacterized. Gene Ontology annotation, biological process: carbohydrate catabolic process. The transcript has 3 exons. Gene Ontology annotation, cellular component: extracellular region. Lineage: Eukaryota; Fungi; Ascomycota; Eurotiomycetes; Eurotiales; Aspergillaceae. Gene Ontology annotation, molecular function: cutinase activity. The coding region runs from base 1 to 645 and encodes 214 amino acids. The record is from RefSeq and is a predicted model, not a curated record.